CGCCGGGCCCGGCCGUUGGGGCAGGGCGCGAGGGAGCGGCGGGAGCGGGGCGCCUCGGGGAGCCGCAGCCGUCACACGUCCGGAACCUCGGCACCGGGUUGUGAAGAUGCUCCGCUGGCAGCGUAGCGCAUGAAGCAGUGUGACCCAUGCUCCAAGCAGCCCCACGGAAGUAGCGCUCUCUCCUCCCGGAGAGGCCUAACAUGCAUGUUAUGAAUUGUCUCUCCCUGGCCAAUGACAAGGAGAAUGGAGCUCUCUCGGUGGCGGCAGGAUUGAUGAGCGAGGACCCGCCAGCCUCCUCCCCGCCACCCCCGCCGCCAUGCCCCCCAGCAGGGGCACCCCCUGCUCCACCGCUGCCCCCGCCUCCACCCCCACUGCCGGGACCCAGCCUGCCGCUGCACCCGCAGCUGACCAACGGGCACGAUGGCCACAGCAGGAAGAAACGGAUGCGGAGUUUCUUCUGGAAAACCAUUCCUGAGGAACAAGUCCGGGGCAAAACCAAUAUCUGGACGAUUGCUGCGAGGCCACAGUACCAGAUCGACACCAAGACGAUCGAGGAGCUCUUUGGGCAGCAGGAGGAAACCAAGCCACCGGACCCAAGGAGCCGGUCAUUAAAAGCUUCUUUUAAAGAGACUAAAGAGGAGGUUUCCAUUUUGGAUGCAAAACGAAGUAUGAACAUUGGGAUAUUUCUCAAACAAUUCAAAAAGUCUGCUGAAUCCAUCAUUGAAGAUAUUUAUCAUGGAAGAAGUGAGCCCUAUGCUUCUGAAUUGCUGAAUGAAUUCCUUAAAUUAUUACCAGAAGCAGAGGAGGUAAAGAAAUUAAAAGCCUUUGAUGGAGAUGUAUCAAAACUGUCUCAAGCCGAUUCCUUCAUGUAUUUGCUAAUCCAGGUGCCAAACUAUGCUCUUAGGAUUGAAGCCAUGGUGUUAGAGAGGGAGUUCUCACCCUCCUGUGCUUCUCUACAGGAUGACAUGAAAAUUAUAAGACAGGCAACAAAAGAGUUAAUGACUUGUGAGGAGCUGCAUUCCAUAUUGCACUUGGUCCUUCAGGCUGGGAAUAUUAUGAAUGCGGGAGGAUAUGCUGGCAAUGCUGUUGGAUUUAAGCUGUCAUCACUGCUAAAGCUGGCAGAUACAAAAGCCAACAAACCUGGGAUGAGUCUGCUGCAUUUUGUUGCGCUGGAAGCCCAAAAGAAAGAUGCUGCUCUUCUCAACUUCUCAGAGAAAAUUAGGGAUGUUCAUGAGGCCGCCAGGUUAUCAGUUGAUAACGUCGAAGCAGAGCUCCACUCACUCUCUUUCAAGACAAUAUCUGUUAAAGACAGCGUUCGACGAGACCCGAAACUCUUUUACCAGAUGGAAAACUUUCUGCAGUUUGCUGUGAGACAUCUAAAGGAGCUAGAACACCAGAAACGAGAAUUAGAAAAGGAAGGAAAUGCUCUCAUUGACUUUUUCUGUGAGGACAAAGAAACUAUGAAGUUGGAUGAAUGUUUCCAGAUAUUUAGGGACUUCUGCUUAAGAUUCAACAAGGCUGUUAAGGAAAACAGGGAACGAGAGAUUCAGGAACUUCAUAAUCUGCAAAGGCGAAAGGAGCUGGAGGAGAAACGUCGAUCCUGGGCCGCUGGAGAGCUUGGAAGCUUUGGACGGAGCAGCAGUGAAAAUGAUGUGGAAAUGUUGGCCAAAAAAGGACUCGAAGAGUUUCUUCCCUUCUUGCAGCAGAGACCUCAAAGCCCUUCAUACAGAAACCCCAAUUCCAAACGCUCUCGACUUUCUCUGGGGAUUACUGCAGACAGAGAGUUGCAGAGUUUCCUGGAAAUUUCAAAAGAAGAGGAUCCCAAUAAAUUUAACAGCCUUCCCCGUGCAAACACCCGACCAGUAAGACCCAAUGUAGCCUGGACUGAAUCUGAAGAAACUAGAGAUCCCAAUUUAAAUACCUUGCACUUACACCAACAGUCUGAAACCAAAGGGAAAAAUGGUGGUCUGCGGCAGCUGCGUCCAGCACAGUCCAGUCACUUUGGUGGCUCAACCAGUACAGGUGCCCAUUAUCCACAGCGAAGCACCAACUGCAACAUGCAUGCUUCCAAUGCCUCUUGUGAGGAGUCUGCUGAUAUAAAUGCUCUGGCCCUUGCAAUUGAGGAGCACGAACUUGUUAAAGGAUUAAGGAAGUUUGAUAUUCAAGGAGCAAAGCCAGCAGAAGAUAUGCCUCUAAUAUAUUUAGAGGAUGUUGGUGGAACAGAUGUGGAGACUCUUGAUGAUCUAAGCUUGCAUUCCCUUAGCACUGCUGAUGACGAUCUGCCUCCAGCUUGCAGAAGCUCUAGAGAGGCCCACAACCAUAAAGGCAAGGCAGUGGGUUGCAAGAGUGAAACUUCAGAGCCUGGCAGCAGCAGCCCUGUGUCGAUGGACACAAGUAUUUCAGGAAGUAGGGAAGAUGGGCCAAUGUUCUACGUGUCAGAUACUACCACUGACUGUUCUUUGACACUGGACUCUGAAGAGGGGAAUGACUGUAAAUCAUCAGGCAAUGAAGUAAGAAGUGAGGCUGGCAAAACACGCUCUUCUGUUAAUGGUGCUCAGUACAGGCCUAGAACACUCUUCCCAAACCUAAAUUCAGCUUCUGCCAAGGAUCCGUCUCUUCACGCUUCCACAAAUGAUAAGGACGAUGCCAACAGCAAACACUCGCUUUCUAAAGAAAAAUCUGUAAAAAAUAAAGACCCAGUAGGACCAAAGAGAAACUCUCUAAAAGACAGAUCUCCAAGUUCCUCAAAAUCCAGUGGUACUCGCCCUAGCCACACAGCUUCUUCCAGACCUGUUAGAACUUUGAAUGCCUCUGAGAAUGAAAGUAUGAGGAAAGUGGUGCCUAUUUCUCGGUCAAACAAAGCACCAACCAGUGUGAAAAGGCCAGAAGCCAAGCCGGCGCUUCGUGAGACUACUACAGUGGAAAGCCGCCUGUCUCGUCGCAGCUCUGUCCGAGGCACUACAGACACACUGCCAAGAAGUCCUUACAGGCACAGCAUGUCAGUAGAAGAGCCAAGGUUACAGAGGGGGACUGUCACCUCAAGCAGCGCUCAUUUUGAGAGGGACAGAGUUGCUCUCAAGAAGCCAGCCUCUAAACCUGCUAGGAGUACUGCAAAAUCGAAGAUGGAUGAGACAAAGAUGUGUCGCUCCAGUGUGAAACCCCAGACCCCUGUAGAUGACACCAAAGUUAGCCCUGUCAGUGCUCCCAAAACACCAUCCACUGUCCCCAGCUUUGCAAGGAAUACAGUGGCUUCUUCUUCAAAGCGUGCAAAAGUGGAUCUCUCCACCUCAUCCAAACCUCCAAGCAUUACCAGGUCUGUGUCCCAGAGGCUACCUAAAAUGAAGCCAGCAGCAACCUCUGAUGAUAUGAGUCCAAAGGAGAAUGGAGGUAGUACUUUAAAGAGAGCAAAUAGUGCCAGAGUGUUUGGAAAAAGCAUCCUCCAGGGAGACACUGUCAGCACAAAGGCACAGCCUUCACCAAAGGAGCAAGGGGCAGUGGAAAACUCCUCUCUUAAACUGAAAGAUGCAAACCGGACCACAAUAGGUAAAAUACUAAAGCCGUUACUGAAGUAAGGGGAGGUUUUUGAGUCUUAGAAUAUCUCUUGCACUGGAUGUCUCUGUUAUGGAAUUCCUUAAAACACUAACAUCGCUGAUAAGCGGCAUCAUGUGCUUUUUAAUGUACCACACACCAAUGGAAAAGGGCAACUGGUUGUGUUCUGGUCUAAAUCCUCUGUUAAGAAUUUGGAUGUCUUUGAAGCCACUGUGAUGGAAUAAGAGCGUAACAGCAAGUCUUUGAGCAUUUGUGAUACGGAAGGUCACCAAAAGCCAAAAAGUUUGAAGAAGAUAAGCUAUGAGAUGAAGUGCUUCAUGAUAGAAAACAUGGAUAAAGGCCAGUUUUUGUGUACAUGAAAUUUUUCCUGAGACUCAAACGUUUGUGUUUGUAGGUUUCUUACUCACUGUCAAAGAGAAUCCCGUGGAACAGUACUGAAAAUGAAUGUAGGUGAUUGUGCUUUACAUUGUUUCUACUGCCUUGGAUUCAGGAACUUUUUUGCCUGUUGCAAAGUCCAAUGCUGGCAAUUGGACGGACUGGGAACUGCUGGCCAAAAAAUAGUAAAAUGGGAUAUUUGCUGUUUGUGGCUGUCUUUAACCUAACUGAAGAAUUUUUAGCAUGUUUUAUGAAUGUGUUCGUGUGUCUGGAGAAAACCUCCUGCUGGCCAGGAGGCUUAUUCUCCAGGAAUGUGGCAGCAUUGUCUUGCAUGCACAAGUAGAUAGGGCUGGCCAUUGGAAGGGCCACCAGUAAUCACUGGGAUGAUGACUACUUCUCAUCUGACUUGUUCCAGUCACAAGCAAACUUGCCAGCUUUUGGUCAUACAGAAGUGCCAUAUAUUUAUGAUACAUAUCAAGGAUGUUUGCAGUUCAGCUCUUGAAGGCUGCAUUGUAGUGCUGAGCACUUUCUUACUUUUCCAUGUUUCCACUGGUUUAUGUACUACCAAAUUACUUGAAUGUUGCAAUGGCUCUGAUUGAGCCAUCGGUUUCCCUGCCUCCUCUCCUUGUCAACGUGAAUAUUUAGCAUGAAACACGGAGCUUACGCAUGACAAUGUUUUUGUAGACUUUCUUCGUUGCUUCAAAUGUGGUUUUUAAUGUUUAAAUACUCCAAAGGAUGAGUUAAACUAGUAUUUGAUAAGCUUUUUACAAAUAAAAACACCUCCUUUUUCCUGCGGAUACGAAUUUUCAUGUCUUGCUAGUCUAAGGUACGGAGAAUGAGGGAGAACUUGUUCAGCGUGCCAUGCAUCUUCCUAAGGGAAAUGUUUGUAGGUGGGGAAACUGAUCACUGUUCUCCUGAGCAUCCUAUUUAAAGAGUUGCCUUUCCACUCACUUACAGAUGAAGCCUCAUUUAAUAAUAAAAACAAGAAUAAAAUAAAAUGGAAAUCUCUUCAGACAAGUGGCAUUGACUUAGGGUAGAUCUGCUUUUCUACUCUAUCCCUCAGUGCUGGAAGUGUAUAGCUCAGUGAGAAUGAGCCGUUUAAUUGCUCAUGUGCAUCUCAAGGGCUAGUAUCAGGGACAGCUACCUUUGUCUUUUGAAGUUGGUAAGGGGCCCUUAGUGUUUCCUGAUGUCUUACUGCAGACAUUGUACCCAAACACCGCAAAGUAUUACAUAGGGCCUCUUGUUUGAGUCUGUCCCACAGGGAGAAUUUAUAUAGCCCACAUUUUGGCAAGGGUGAAUUUUUUGUUUGAAACACCCUGUAUAAGCUUUUUGAAUGCUGCCUCCCUUGUGGGUUACAUGAAAGAAAAGCAUCUCCCUUCUCCUUGUUUGUAUCUGUAUGUAUGUAUGCCCAUCUGCGAGAGCAGAUGAUUGACUCUUCUCCUUUACUAAGAAAAAAAAGAAAAAAAAGCAACCAAACUUUUAUUGGUAGCGAGCUUGAAAAAUAAUUUAAAUGUGUUUUGGUAUAUGUAAAUUUCUAUAAAUCUGUGUAAAUGAAAACUGAAUGUAUUUAAUGGAGCAUUUAUACAUUUCGGAGUAACUUGGUAGUUUAAUAAAGUUCCCAUUUACUGGGUAUGGGCUUCA
This is a messenger RNA of Coturnix japonica (Japanese quail), 5565 nucleotides long. It is a transcript of the gene FHDC1, whose product is annotated as FH2 domain containing 1. Lineage: Eukaryota; Metazoa; Chordata; Aves; Galliformes; Phasianidae. The record is from RefSeq and is a predicted model, not a curated record.